CCUCUCGUGCGCGCGCGAGAAAGGCGGGCCGAUGGUACCGCGACAGCGCGGCGUUCUCCAGUGAAACGACGGCCCGCACCGGACGCGAGCGACGGCGGCGGCGGCGGAGCUUCCGUAAGAUGCGGUACUUGAAGAGGAAGUCGCGCUGCCUCGUCCUGAGAAAUCGCGUUGGACGUCCGUGACAACGAACGUCGUUCGAGUCGCUUUUUCCGCUACCGAGACGAGCGAUCCCCCACCUUCGAAGUAGUAGGACCAAACGUUUUGGAGCAACAGAAGCCCCCACCAAAACGAGUGAAUAUAUUUAUCGAAAUUUUGUAUUAAGAAAGGACCAACAAACGCCGAAGAGCUUCGAAAAUUAAAUUGAGAACUCUGGAAACGGGAUCGACUUUCUUUCUUUCCAGGAAAUCUAAUUAUAAAAUUCACGAAAGAGAUACGUGGAGUUACAAGGAUGUUUUACUUGGAGACAGGAGGAAGUGAUGGGUUCUGUAAGAGGGAAAAUCAUAGUGGAUCAUCAGGAAGAGAAGGAAACCUUUGGCGAAGUAAUUUCCAAUGUUCUUUCAAAGCUCUCCGCGAAGAGAUUUCAACGAGUUUCGACGUCUUCGAGUUAUGAGUCGAAGAAUUUCUUGGAGAAACGACGUUGGUCUCUCUGGGUGACGAUUAUAACGAGGUGCUAUAGCAACAUCGGAGAACCGUGACCGCGCAGGAGUUUCUAACGACACGUCGUUGUUGAAGCGAUUUGUGAUCGGUCUAGUCAACAUCAUCAUGACUCUUCUUCGGAGCUAAUGAGCCUUUUUCGACACCUUUGCGAUAAUCGUUCGCCAAAGCGUGAUGAAAGUCCCUCUUUUUCUUGAGACGCAUUUGUAGACGCGUAUUCUCAUCUUGCUGGAUUUUUUGUUUCGCGCGCAAAAAGGGAGCAGAGCCGAGUGUGAAUAGGUUUUGCGAGAGGAGAAGUUUUUUCCAAGGAGACCAAAAACAGGAAACUCUCUUCUUUUAAAAGGAACAAGAUUAGUAUUGCAACAACAUAGGAAAAGUAGAUUACAAUUGCGACGUCGAUAGAAGAGUUUGUAGAAGUGUAUCCGAUUAAAGGAGUAAUAUCAGCGAACGACGAAAACGGAAAAGGAGAGAAAACGGAAGAGAGAGAGAGAGAGGGAGAGCACGUGGGGGAAAUGUGCCGUCCGACGUUGUGCGUCGAGUAAACAAGCGGGCGCACCUUCCUUCUAAUUACGAGAUAGUUAACAAGCACGCUGGUUGCUGGGUCCAAAAAAACGUAGAGUAUUUUUAAUACACACACGUACGUACGUGAUAAGUUACUCUUGUACGGCGUUCAAGAACGAUGGAUAAUUUUAAGAACAAUUUAGGAUGUAAUCGCAAACUCUUUGAGGGUAGAAAACGGAGGUCCAAUUAAAACAGCGAAGUAUAAGUGCGGUCCAAAUUUUUAGCAGCUUAGUCCUAUUCUUCUGGUGUAUGUAUGCGUGGGUGUGUGUGUGUGCAUGUGUGUGUGUGUGAGGGACUUUAUCGGGUUCGAUCAUCGGCGACGAAUAUAAUAUUUUUUUCCGGGCAUAUCUUCCGAAGAGUAAUAUACGUCGUCGUGGAAGAAAACGGGAGGGUGGCGCGAAAAAAGGGUGGUGGAAGCGCUCUUUCUACGUGUACCGAACGCGGUUAGGCGCGACCGUGUUCCAGAAGUUUCCUUGCGGUUCAUUAAUCCUUUCCACGAGCGAUGGUGCGUGUUACCAAACUGUAAUCGCGUUCCGCGCCGCCAAGAAAAGGGUACAUACGUCGCCGUACGACCGCGAUCGGAACACUCCGGAGUCUCGCGCAUCGUUGAACGGUACUCGCGACCGCGGAAAGUUUUCUUCCCCACGAGUGGAAAUUACGAGUGGAGGAGUGGCAGGAAAAACGCGUCGCGAAGAGAGAUAAUUAGUAGAGGAGGUUGUUGAAGAGUUGGACUAUCGUUUGUGUGUGUGUGUGUUUGUUUGUGUGAUAUCGUGCUCAACGAAGUCGUAGACGCCCGACUAUAUGAGCGCCAGCUUCGACAUCGUGAAAAGAUGGAGGACGUUCGUGGUGACACUGUGGAAUAACGUGACCAACCGAGUCCGAGAUGCCACGGCAAGCAAGACGCUAACAAUGACGACUUCCAGCAGAUACAGCAGCUACAACUGCCUCACCAGUUGGGAUAGCUACGAUCGGAUUCCAAGAGUUCGUGUCGAGUAUUACGUGAACGAAAAUACAUUUAAGGAACGGCUGCAGCUAUAUUUCAUCAAGAAUCAACGUUCAAGUUUGAGGAUACGACUUGCUAAUCUCUUCUUCAAAUUGCUAACAUGCUUCCUAUACAUAUUCAGGGUUAUUACCGACAACGAUCCAACGUUUGCAGCAUGUUACGAUUGCACGCCAGGCAACAAGAGCGAGUUCCUCGCGUCGCAGAACUUGACGGAAGAGGAGUUCCAGGAACACCCGGCCAUCAAUUGGGACGCGAUUUUCUGGGUCAGAAGACCCUUAGAGUUGUGGGUGGUUCAAGUGAUCCUGGCGAUGGUGUCGCUAACUGAGGCCUUGUUACUUGCUUACCUCGGUUACAAGGGAAAUGUCUGGCAGCAGCUUCUAUCCUUCCAUUUCAUUCUGGAACUGGUCAACACAAUUCCAUUCACAGUCACGUUAUUAUACCCACCAAUGAGAAAUUUGUUCAUUCCGGUGUUCCUAAACUGCUGGUUGGCAAAGCAAUCACUGCAGAAUAUGUUCAACGAUCUGCACAGGGCAAUGCAGAAGUCCCAAUCGGCAUUGAGUCAACAGCUGAUGAUCCUUAGUGCUACAUUACUGUGCCUUGUCUUUACUAGCGUAUGUGGGAUCCAGCACUUCCAAAGAGCGGGGCACAGACAUUUAAAUCUAUUUCAAAGCACGUACUAUGUCGUAGUGACAUUUUCCACGGUAGGCUAUGGAGAUUUCGUGCCGGACAUUUGGCCCUCGCAACUUUUCAUGGUCAUUAUGAUCUGCGUGGCGCUUAUAGUCUUACCAACACAGUUCGAACAAUUAGCUUUCACGUGGAUGGAACGACAGAAGCUGGGCGGCUCGUAUUCGUCUCACAGAGCUCAGAGUGAGAAGCACGUGGUAGUUUGCAGCACGACGUUGCAAGCAGACACUAUCAUGGACUUUUUAAAUGAGUUUUACGCCCACCCUCUCCUGCAGGACUAUUACGUAGUGCUUUUGUCACCUAUGGAACUCGAUACCACAAUGCGAAUGAUCCUGCAAGUGCCGAUCUGGGCACAGAGAGUGAUUUACAUACAGGGCUCGUGCUUGAAGGACGGCGAUCUUGCGAGAGCGCGAAUGAACGAAGCGGAAGCCUGCUUCGUGUUGGCAGCGAGAAAUUAUGCCGAUAAGACCGCUGCUGACGAGCACACGAUACUGAGAUCGUGGGCGGUGAAAGAUUUUGCGCCCAAUGUUCCUCAGUACGUUCAAAUCUUCCGUCCGGAAAAUAAGCUCCACGUGAAGUUCGCGGAGCACGUGGUGUGUGAAGAUGAAUUUAAGUACGCUCUAUUGGCAAACAAUUGUACGUGUCCCGGUGCAUCGACGCUAGUCACCCUAUUGUUGCACACGUCCAGAGGACAAGAAGGUCAACAGUCACAGGAAGAGUGGCAUAGGCUCUACGGUAAAUGUUCCGGAAACGAGAUUUAUCACAUAAUUCUCGGCGAUUCCCGCUUUUUCGGAGAAUACGAGGGAAAAUCCUUUACGUACGCAUCCUUUCACAGUCACCGGAAAUAUGGGGUUGCACUUGUCGCAGUAAGGCCAGCGGAACUUCCGGAGUUUUACGAGGAUACCAUUUUGCUGAAUCCUGGACCGCGGCAUAUAAUGAAAAAAACCGAUACUUGUUACUACAUGAGCAUUACCAAGGAAGAGAACUCCGCGUUCGUGGUCGCGAACAACCAGAGCGGCAUCAACGAAGGGACCCAGGUAAUAGUCGAGACAAAAGCGGACCCGAUGUCCGCGAAUAACGGCUCGGCGACGAGCACCGCGACGACCAACACCACAGCGAUCACAGUUAAUUCGUCGGGGGCAACGUCAGCGACGACGACCACCACGACCACCACAACAAUAUCGACCAGCUGCACCGUCGGCGCUGGCGGCGACGGGAAUGGUACAGCAAUCAGCAACGGUGCCGAUGAGCACCAGCGAUUUUCUACGAACAGUUAUAACGUUGCGCUGAGCGAAACACUACGCAGGCAGGAGACCUGCACGGGGCCCCGUGGGCAGGACCGGCCUCAGUACGGUCCUCAGGGUCACAGGGCCCCGUUGCCGCCGCAGGUUAUUUUGCAGGUCCUCCCUAGCACGCCUACACCAAUCCAACACCACAACUUACUCGCAUCCGAUGUCCACCCGACUUAUCUCGAUCCUGGAGGAUUCGGAGACUCAAGACAAUGUUUGAAAGAAGGAGGAUCAACACCACAAACGCCAAUCACGGGUAAUCAUCUUGAUGUGCCACGAUCUCUCGAUCCGAAUCCUAAUCUACUGAGUCCAGAAAUUUUAACUCAAAGAAGAGGAAGCAGAAGACCGAGUAUCUUACCAGUACCAGACAUGUUGACAAGCUCGACGCUGCAUCUGCCUGGCCAGGAAUCCUUAGAUCACGAUGGUGACGAGUCGGAAGAUGAAAUGGAUGACGAUGUUCCCUGGAGAUCACCUAGUGAGAAAAUCGCCAGUUUCAAAGGGAUUGUCAAGGGAUUCCCACCGGUUUCACCCUUCAUCGGAGUUUCGCCGACCUUGUGCUAUCUUCUCAAGGAGAAGAAACCGCUUUGUUGCCUUCAGCUGGCCCAGGUAUGCCAGCAUUGCAGCUAUAGGAACGCCAAAGAAUACAAUUGGCAAAAUAAGACCAUAAUAUUGGCGGCCGAUUACGCCAGCAAUGGGAUUUAUAACUUUAUAAUACCAUUAAGAGCACAUUUUAGGUCGAAAACGUCAUUGAAUCCGAUCAUCCUUUUGCUGGAGAGGAAACCGGAAAUCGCGUUUCUCGAUGCGGUGUCCUAUUUUCCGCUGGUCUAUUGGAUGCGUGGCUCCAUCGACUGCUUGGACGACCUUCUCCGGGCUGGUAUCACUUUAGCGGAGAACGUCGUGGUCGUAAACAAGGAGCUCAACAAUUCCGCCGAGGAGGACACCCUAGCUGAUUGUAACACAAUAGUUGCGGUACAAACUAUGUUCAAAUUCUUCCCGAGCAUAAAGAGCAUAACGGAACUGUCCCAGUCAAGUAAUAUGCGUUUCAUGCAAUUCCGGGCGCACGACAAGUAUGCCCUGCAUCUCAGCAAAAUGGAAAAGGUACUCCUCAGUGCUACUACCGAUGACAACUACUCCGCUGAGCCUUCGAUGGGCUCCCCGAGAGAAAAGGAAAGAGGAUCUCACAUAUCGUACAUGUUCCGAUUACCGUUCGCCGCCGGAAGUGUCUUCAGCGCCUCGAUGUUAGAUACUUUGCUUUAUCAAGCAUUCGUCAAGGACUACGUAAUAACGUUCGUGAGAUUAUUAUUAGGAGUGGACCAAGCGCCAGGAUCUGGGUUUCUUACAUCGAUGCGUAUAACGAAGGAUGACAUGUGGAUAAGGACGUACGGCAGAUUGUAUCAGAAGCUCUGCUCGACCACUUGCGAGAUACCAAUCGGAAUAUACAGAACGCAGGACACUACCGUUUCCGAUUCGUCGCACCAGGGCGAUUCAGACGCGGAAAGCGACACCGGCGUCGGUGUGACGUACAAGAUGCGUCAUUCGGCGGCAGCAUCAUGCCUUGCGAAUUGCGCCACCCGUGACAAGGGUGCAUCUGCUUAUUCGGUGAGCCUCGGCGACGAGGCGCGCGACAACCACGCGCAGCAGAUCGAACGUGCGGAGAUCGCGAAUCUCGUGCGCUCGCGGAUGGAAUCGCUGAACCUGCCGGUCGCCGAUUACGACGACGUGUCGGAGAAGCGCAGCAGCCUCUCCUACGUCAUCAUCAAUCCGAGCUGCGACCUGAAGCUCGAGGAGGGUGACAUCGUCUACCUGGUGCGGCCGAGCCCGUUCUCCGCCCAGAAGACGUUCGAGCGGCACAACUCUCGGCGCAAGAGCAACAUCAGCUUCUGCUCGGCGCAACUGGUGUCGCAGAUGAGCGCGGCGGUCGCGGCCGCCGGUCUCCAAACAGGUGGUCCCGGAAGUCGUCGAGGAUCCAGCAUAGGUCUGGCCAGGGCGCCACCUCUCGGCACGACCAAGUCGAACUCGCUGUCCCUGCCUGACAGUCCCACCGUGGCUGGAACUCUGCGCGGUCGCUCGAAUUCCCUUCGAGUGGUCGAUGACAUCUUGCUGCGACGCAGCAACUCUCUGAGGCAGAGCCUGACGACGACGGCCAGGCGGAAGAGCAGUUUAGAGGACAUCGGUCUGGGUGCGCUCUCGCAUCCCUCGAAUCACAAUCCGAUCAAGAUCGCGUUGAACGGCUCGAUCGGGCUGGAGGUGACGCCGCCGGAAGAGGGCUCGCAGACCGGCGGCGCCAGCAACACCGGUAUCCUGGACGUGGGUCUGCCUUCCAUGCCCGAGCUCAACGCGGCCUUGGGUCCUAGCCUCGGCGCGGGCCUCGGUGGCUCCCUGGGUGGCCUCUACGAUCCACCCUCGCUUCAAUGCCCGAUAGGAGGCUCGCCCUGCCAAUCUCCCCAGAUGCAAGGUGCCGCGCAGGAUCCGCAGCACAUACAGGGAACAAUAGUAUGAUAUAACCUUAUGUGGGGACGCAGGCUCUCCGGCGUGGCGCGAAAUAAAUGGCUGUAGCGUUCCCACAUUCGGCGUUCGAGACUGGGCGUCGAGAACGACGUCUCUACGGGCGAUCGUACAUAGCGAAUCGAUAGAACAAGUAUAUGUUCCGUGGGACUUGACCGAGCCGGAUGAAUAUGAGACGGCCGGAGAGCAAGAUGUUUCGAUGAAACCGAUCGCGUCGGGCUGCUGACUGUUCUGAAUGUCGAAUAGAGUGAAUUUCGGGCGAGAUUACCUCGGCAAGAUUAAUUUGGUUUUAAUUUAGGUCCGAUUGCGUCGACAAUAUUCCAACUUUUAUUACUUCUCAGUAUCUGUCUAUUUAUUAUAGUUCUUGUGUGAUAUAAGUAUAUUGAUGUAAAAAAAUUUUUUAUUUACGAAAAUAAAAUCGAUGAAAAAUGUUGGUAAAAUUUUAGACGCUUUAUUUUUUAUUUCAGUUUCGACGCCAAAUUAAUAUUGCUGAAUUAUUCUCACUUCAAUUUACAGUAGUAUAUUGUCUUUUUGUUUUUGAGGCGGCACGAUUCAUUGCAAUUCGUGGACCUAAGCGCUGGUAUAUCGAAUCGCAACUGUGAUAUGACAGACUUUGAUUCCCUGUGGAACUACAGUCUUCUGGAAGGUCGAUGCUAUGAGUGAAGAAUCGUGUUGAGUGUCAGUUAGGAACUAACACGCGACAUUUCGUUGUUAGAAGGCGAUGUAAUGCGUUAUGACAGCUUUAUUUCAGUGUACCUUACUUUUGUAACUUGUACCUGUAGCAGGCUGCGUUCUUAAAACGUUUUGCUCUCUAGGUCGCCUCUAGCGUCCUGACGUCCAUGCAUGCGAUUUCAUUCAUCAGAAUGUAGAUCGCGCGAGUUGACAUUAUAAGGCGAAAGGCACUUAAAAAAGCGCGUCGUAUGACGGCUGAACAUAUCUAUUCUGAAUCACUUGCGACCAAUGCAAAUUAUCACGAUUUGAUAUUAUUUUCUAUAUCCAUUUUCAAAUAUAUGUUAUAUUUUCUCUUUAACUUUAUAUUCGAUUUAAUUUGCCUUUACACAUAAAAAUAUUUUGAUCAAUAUAUGACAGAAGAUUAAUUUAAUCGAAUAUUACGAAAUUAUAAAAUUGCUCUUACUUUUUUUUCAUAAAAAAAUAUUAAUCUCUCUAAAAUACUUUUUUACUUAAUUUUAUAAGAUCAAAUUCUUUCCUCUUUAAAUAUGUAUUAAAAUAAAAUAAUCACUUAUAUAUAAACUGAAAUCGCAGUUGAUUCAUAAUAGCUGUUUGUUUGUCGUUCAUUUCAUAUUAUACAUUUUCGAGGUAUGAAACGAGAUCAAUAUGAUAUAGGAAUAUUCUACAACGCACUCCUCGAUUCCUAUUUAUCGUCGCGUUCAGCGGUCGAGCGCGAAUAAUUUUAUAUUAGAGAAAUUUACGAGAGACACGAAAAAAAAAGAGAGUCUAUUAUAUACUAAAUACUAAUAAAGAUACGAUGUAUGACCAUUUUAAUCAUAUCACGCGAGAGUGCCGCUCGCGCGGAAAUCACAUUAUAUUCUACGUAAAUAGGAGGAAAGAGUAUAUUAGGCAAGAUUUAAGUGCUUAGAAGACGCGCGUAUAUUAUCGUGAAUUGUAGCGUAACUGAUGAUAUAUCGUUCACGGUGGAUAUAUAACGUCGAGUCGCAGGACGAUUAUCGACUAUACGCUUGUCGAUUCUCCGUGACGUCGCCGAGAUUUAUGGCCGAUAUUUCAAACCAAUAUAGAGACAAGAAUGGCAUUGCGAAAAUUGCGAAUAGAUGAGAAUUGAUCGCAAAUGAAUCGCACGAAAGGUAGUACUACCUUCUUCUUCUCUUCUACUUAAUAAUAAUUUCGCAUUAAUUUCAGCCUCUAUUCUGAGCACACAAGACGUAUCAGAGAAAACAAAUCAGUUGUUCUUAGCAAGUGGGUAUGAUUAUUCUUGCUUGAAUAAUUCAAUUAGUUAGUCAAAUACGAGAGUCGUCAUUCAGGACAGGUUGCAUCGAUUGAAUUAUGAUUAUCUAACUGUGAAUAGCAAUUUCUUGUAUCUUUCUAGAUUGUUAAUAUUAAUAUUCUAAAUUGUUUAAAAAAAUCUUCGGACAAUUUUUAAAGAAAAAUCCGAAAUAUUUUAGCAAUGAAAUAUUGUCUAUACAAGAUAUGGCUGCAUCAUGAUUAGUAAUAAUAAAGUAGAUGCAACCAGUUUACAAUACGAUUAAAUUUUUAAUAUAUUAGCGUCGCAAUUUUAACGUGACGUUCGCAGCCAAAUGCAAUCGUUUGUUGACCAAUUUACACAUUUCUUCGACCAAACGAGUCGUAUAUUAAAGUACCUGCUUCGAUAUUACUUUCAUUAAGUCUAGCUAGAUCGACUCCGUUAUGUGCGACCAAAAAUUAAAUAUUUCACGAAACAACUUGCAAUUUUUUAAAUUAAUUUUUAUUAUUUUAUUUCAUCAACUUUUGAUUAAAAAAGAGCGUCUUUACAUUCUAAUAAAAUACUAACAAUUGCAAUGCGAAUAAUAGUAUAUUAAUGAAGAUGUUAAAAAAAGCAAGUUUUCUUAUAUUAAA
Messenger RNA from Nylanderia fulva, 9264 nucleotides. Lineage: Eukaryota; Metazoa; Arthropoda; Insecta; Hymenoptera; Formicidae. The record is from RefSeq and is a predicted model, not a curated record.